Molecule: messenger RNA, 786 nt
Organism: Phaeodactylum tricornutum CCAP 1055/1
Lineage: Eukaryota; Bacillariophyta; Bacillariophyceae; Surirellales; Neidiaceae
Exons: 1
Coding region: 1-786 (261 amino acids)
Source: RefSeq, a predicted model, not a curated record
AUGGCGCUAUUGACCAGCUUGACGACGCUACAAAUUGCUAUUAAGCUACACGACAGCAAAAAGAUUAAAAUCAGCACCCUGGCGAACCUUAGCCGGGGUCAAUUUGGCCCUCAGGACAUUGAGGAGAUGGAAUGGAAAAUCAUCAUGGCUCUCAACUGGAAGCUUCAUCCUCCGACGCAGUACGCCUUCGUUUCUCAUCUUCUUUUGUUUUUACCAGUCGAGACUAAUUCUGCAGUUCGCAAGGAUUUGUUAGAAUUGUCUCGGUAUUUGACGGAAUUGGCAAUCUGUGAUUCGUAUUUCGUCGCAGAAAACAACUCGACGGUGGCCUUUGCUGCAGUUUUGAACGUUAUGGACGAGAUGAAUUAUACUCGCCUCUCUGCUGGAACGCGUGAACGCUUUCUUCUGGUGAUUAGGGACAGUAUUGGUCUGCAACAUCGAUCCCCACGAGUAGUUGCUGCCAGACAACGUCUCAAAACUAUGUUCUCGGCAUCCUCGGGGCAGAGAGGUGUACCCUCUUUCGCUUCUCAACAAGAAACAAACAACGAGAACGAUUCGAGUUCCAUGGCGGGCAAUUCAAUGUCGUCUGCUGGAUCAAACAUUUCUAGCAACAAUUGUUCCGACGGCCGAUACGGCCACCGCACACGAGCGAACAGUUUUGACAGUGUAGGCAGUUGCCGCUACUCGCCUUCUCCUGCGCAUCGUCGAUGCGUGCUGACUAGCGUCUCUCCAUUGGCAGCGUCUCACUCGCGUUUAUCCUCCUCACCAAUGGUGGCGGGAGUACAAUGA